GCGGGCGGCGGGCGCUGCUGCGGGGCUGCUGGCGGAGAAACGAAUGACCACGAGGUCAAGGGGGCAGCCCCGGGGCCGGAGGUGCCGGAACCCUGCCCUGCCUCUGCGCCGCCUGGAAACUGUUAAGCAAAGGGGGAGUCGCGUGGCUGCAGAGCGCUUGGGGCCAGGAAGGAGCCAGAAUGGCCUGGGCUCUGAAGCUGCCUCUGGCCGAUGAAGUGAUUGAAUCCGGGCUGGUGCAGGACUUUGAUGCUAGUCUGUCUGGGAUCGGCCAGGAACUGGGUGCUGGUGCCUAUAGCAUGAGUGAUGUCCUCGCAUUGCCCAUUUUCAAGCAAGAAGAGUCAAGUUUGCCUCCUGAUAAUGAGAAUAAAAUCCUACCUUUUCAAUAUGUGCUUUGUGCUGCUACCUCGCCAGCAGUGAAAUUACAUGAUGAAACCCUAACAUAUCUCAAUCAAGGACAGUCCUAUGAAAUUCGAAUGCUAGAUAAUAGGAAGCUUGGAGAACUUCCAGAAAUUAAUGGCAAGUUAGUGAAGAGUAUAUUCCGAGUAGUUUUCCAUGACAGACGGCUACAGUACACAGAACACCAGCAACUGGAGGGCUGGAGAUGGAACCGACCCGGAGACAGGAUCCUUGACAUAGAUAUCCCCAUGUCUGUGGGUAUAAUCGAUCCGAGAGCUAAUCCAACACAACUAAACACAGUGGAGUUCCUGUGGGACCCUGCAAAAAGGACAUCUGUAUUUAUUCAGGUGCACUGCAUCAGCACGGAGUUCACCAUGAGGAAACAUGGUGGGGAAAAGGGAGUGCCUUUCCGAGUACAGAUUGAUACCUUCAAGGAGAAUGAGAAUGGGGAAUAUACUGAGCACUUACACUCAGCCAGCUGCCAGAUCAAAGUCUUCAAGCCCAAAGGUGCAGACAGAAAGCAAAAAACAGAUAGGGAGAAAAUGGAGAAACGAACUCCUCACGAAAAGGAGAAAUAUCAACCUUCCUAUGAGACAACUAUACUCACAGAGUGUUCUCCAUGGCCUGAGAUCACAUAUGUCAAUAAUUCCCCAUCACCUGGAUUUAAUAGUUCCCAUAGCAGUUUUUCUCUUGGAGAAGGAAAUGGUUCACCAAACCACCAGCCAGAGCCACCCCCUCCAGUCACAGAUAACCUCUUGCCAACAACCACACCUCAGGAAGCUCAACAGUGGUUGCAUCGAAACCGGUUUUCUACCUUCACAAGGCUUUUUACAAACUUCUCAGGAGCAGAUUUAUUGAAACUAACUAGAGAUGAUGUAAUUCAGAUCUGUGGUCCUGCGGAUGGAAUCAGACUUUUUAAUGCAUUAAAAGGCCGGAUGGUGCGGCCACGACUGACCAUUUAUGUUUGUCAAGAGUCCUUGCAGUUGAGGGAGCAGCAGCAACAGCAGCAGCAACAGCAGCAGAAGCAUGAGGAUGGAGACUCAAAUGGUACUUUCUUCGUGUAUCAUGCCAUCUAUCUAGAAGAAUUGACUGCUAUUGAAUUGACAGAGAAAAUUGCACAGCUUUUCAGUAUCUCGCCUCACCAGAUCAGCCAGAUCUACAAGCAGGGGCCAACAGGAAUCCAUGUGCUCAUCAGUGAUGAGAUGAUACAAAACUUUCAGGAAGAAGCUUGUUUUAUUCUGGACACAAUGAAAGCAGAAACCAAUGAUAGCUAUCAUAUCAUACUGAAGUAGUUGUGGGGCCUUCAAUCCUCAGUGACUUCUGCUUCCUUCACCUCUUGGAAACUUCCCUCUCUUGGAAGGGGUGAAAAUGGAAAUAUGAAGGUCUGCAGGAACCUGACUCAUCUGACUGUGUGGGGAGUCCAGGCGGUGGAGGCAGAAUCCCAGCCAUUUGUGUUGAUGCACGCUCUUGUAGCACACAGAUUACUGCCCAACAUGCAUUUCUGCAGCUAUUUCUUGGUUAAAAUUUCUGGACCCUGUCAUUGUUGAAUAUUAUUAGAAACUACAUACCAUCUAGGCUGUAUGUAGGGCGUGAUAAUGAGAAUUGUGUGAUGUUUAAUGGAAAGAUGUUAAAUUUUUGUAAUAUGGAGCCAUGUAAUUUUUUCUAAUAUAAAAGUGAACACCUAUAUUCCUAAGACUAGAUCCUCAAUCUCUUUUUGCAUCACACUUAGUGGCUUUUUGCCACAAUUGGGCCCUGAAAACCUCAUGAAAGGAAAAAUUUGUUCCCCUUUAAUAUUUUAGCUUACAUUUAUUGAGCAUUUACUUGUGCCGAACAGAUCAAUUCUUUAAAUGGAUUAUCUUGUUUAAAUCUCAAUAACCCCAGAUUAAGUAGGUAAUGUUGAUCCCUAAUUGAAGAUAAGGGACUAGAGACACAUAGUGGCUAAGUUCUUGCUAAGUAAUAGGUAGGCAACCAGGAGGUAGUGGCACUGAAAUCCAAACCCAGGCUGUCCGGCUCUUGAUAACCACCACCCUUCACUGCAGCCCCCCUGCUUGCCAUCCUUUCUUACUGUGGCUCUUCUUGUGAACAGGCGAUAACUGAUAAAAAUUGAGAAAUCAACCACUGAAAGGGAUAAACCUAGUGAUGAAUGCAUCAAAGGCGACACAAAAUAAAAGCGUAGAUGCUUUUUAAGCAUCAUCAGUCAUCUGAUUUAUAGAAUCUGAGGUGGUGAAAACUAGGGAUUAUUUGUAACUCCUAAAAUUCAUUGUUCUUGAAUGAUAUCAAACUAUUGAGUUUGGCUAACAUCUGCUUUCUGAUUAUACGUUCUACAUCUUACUUCUUGCAGUGUUCUUUUAUAUAAGCAUUACAAGAAGUUCAUUCCAAUCCCAUUCAUACUUUUAGAUAUUUUAAAUUUUUUCUUUAGAGAGAGAGAGAAUGUGCGUGUGUGUGUGUGUGUGUGUGUAAAAGACUAGGGGUCCUCUUUUUUUUUUUCAUAUGUACAGUUUUAUCCAGAAAUCUCUUUACACAUUAUGUUGAAGUGAAAAAAGAUAAUGUUCGGAGAUUCUGUAUUGGGCUUGGAUGUGUGUGUGUUUAAAGCAUUUGAUGAAGUUUAAAUGUUUUUAUACAGAGAUUUUUGUUCAUUAAAAUCAACCGGCAAUAUGGUCUGAUUUCUUUCAGUUUGAAACAAAUUGAAAACUUUGAAACCAGAAAAUCAAGUCAAAUGACCUGGGCAACUUGACACAUAGGCCAAAAUACUUUUUUAGGGAAUGAUUACCAGAUGUCCCAGCUGUGGGGGGAUAUUUCUAGUUGUGUUAUGUUUUUAGGACUGGUUCUCUGCUUCAGGGAAGUCAGUUCUCUUCUUAGCAGGCUGCUACUGGGUUGGGUUUUUUUUCUUCUUAUUCUAUCUGAAUGCUAGGCUGAGAGGAUUUGACUAGAUCACUGUUAAGGUCCCUUCUAAAUUUGAAACUGGCUCUUGUUUACUGCAAAUGAUACACACAGUGCUAUUAAUAUAUUUACUAUAAAUUAUACUUACUAAGUUUUACUUGGAGUUGGGUUUUUUUAAGAGUAAUCUUCAAAUUGAUAGAGAUGUAUUUAUAUGACUUUGUAAUUACAGAUCCUUAAGUUAUCCAGAAAUUCUCUUAGACUUUCUUUAAUUCUAAAAAGAAUACUUAUAGUGCCAAAGCUGUAUAAUUUAUAAAAAUUGGUAUUGUGUUAGAAUAUUUUGAUUAUUCAACUUUCUUUAAAAAACUGAAUCUUCCUCUCAAGUAAAUGUAAAUUUAAAUUAUCUUUUUCAUUAUGAAAGUAAUACCUAAAGUGAUAGAUUCAAACAAUAAAGAAGGGUAUAACUUUUUCUACUGACCUCCUACUUCUAUUGCAAAAAAUUUAUCCCACUCUCGGGCUCAUGUUACACUAAUGAUCUGCAAGUUUUCUUUUGAAAUUUUGAAUGUCCUCCUAUAUUAGAAUGUAUAGUUAUACAUCAUUCUCUUUUUUAAAAUAACCAUUCCUCAUGGAUGCAAUUUAGGUUAAGUCAUUUUGAACAUGCAUCCUUGUAAGUUUUUUGCUUGUAUCUGUAAAAUAUAUUCCUAGAAGUAAAAUUUGCUAAUUUCAUCUUUUUUAGAAUGUGACAGUUGAUAUUUAAAAUAAAAUACAAAAUACAUGAUUU
Molecule: messenger RNA, 4054 nt
Organism: Talpa occidentalis (Iberian mole)
Lineage: Eukaryota; Metazoa; Chordata; Mammalia; Eulipotyphla; Talpidae
Gene: TFCP2
Product: transcription factor CP2
Exons: 16
Coding region: 180-1688 (502 amino acids)
Biological process (GO): positive regulation of transcription by RNA polymerase II
Cellular component (GO): nucleus
Molecular function (GO): RNA polymerase II cis-regulatory region sequence-specific DNA binding; DNA-binding transcription activator activity, RNA polymerase II-specific
Source: RefSeq, a predicted model, not a curated record